GGCAUUGAGUGCUCAUGCGCGGUCAUUCAACAUUGCGCAUCCGUGAUUACACGCCAGUUCCACUCCAUCGAAACAUCAGGCAUGGCUGAUGAAAGAAGCUACGAAUACACGCCUCCUGAGUUUAUUAUGGCGGACGAGGCAAUUGCAAGUACAAGCUGUGGUGGUACCACGGGCGUUUCAUCUACUUUGGGCGCCUACACAACCAUUCCUGAUGCCGCGUGGAAGUACCAGUGGAACACACAGCCGACGCCGAUAACCGACGGGACUUACAAGGUCGAAGGCGUCCCUGACAAUGGCAUCACAAGUUACCAGCAACUGGGGUGCGUCAGCAGCAUCAAUAACGCAAGGCGCAGCAGAAUCCGCGCUGGCAUGGAGGCAGCAUCAGGCAAUUUUGAAGGCGGCGCCACAAUUUCCGAGAGCACCAUGGUUCACCAAGGGAACACGCAGUACCAACCGGCUGAAAGCACGUCCACCGUCUUCGAGCAUACAGACAAGACAGAAACCGGAAGCACUGGUCUCACACUUCCAGUCUACAGCAGCAGUGGCGGCGGCGAAUACGCAGUGGCCAGUACGAGCCCGACUGGCACAGAGGAAGCUUCGCGAACUUCGGGAAACAACGCUAGGAUUUCUGACGACGCGUUGCGUUACCAAGGAAACACGCAGCACACGCCAAUAACUGGCGAGACUUGCAACGUCGACGGUGUCCCUCACAGUGGCAUCACAAGUUACCAGUGCCUGGGGUCCGUCGGCAGCCUCUAUCACGCAAGGCCCAGCACAAGCCACGCUGGCAUGGAGAAAGCUUCAGCCACUUUCGAAGACGGUGUCACGAAUGCUGAUGGAACCGGAGGAAGGGAACAGCGAGUGUCGUGCGGUGUCUGUGGCAAUGUUUUCAGCAGUCGGGAUGCGUUACACAAGCACGCCAAUGGACACACGGGCGACACAACCUACAUUUGCAGAGAGUGUGAUCAAUCGUCUGCGAUUCAGUCGAAGUUUGCACGACCUUGCCGCAAGCGUUCUGGCGUAAACCAUAAAUGCGAAACAUGUGGUAAAUUGUUAGGCCGGGCUGAUAAUCUAGCUGAUCAUUACCGCACGCAUACAGACGAGAGACCCUACAAAUGCCCUAUAUGUGCUAAAUCGUUCCGGCGUUCUCAUCACCUAGAUGUCCAUAAGCGCACGCAUACAGGUCAGAGACCCUAUAGUUGCAAAACAUGCGGCAAAUCAUUCGCGAAGAUGUGGAGUCUCAGUGCACACCAGUACACUCACACAGACGAGAAACCCCACGUCUGUUAUACAUGUACUAAAGCAUUCAAAACCAAAAUAGGACUUAAGAGUCAUCUCAGCUCGCAUACCAACGACAGGCCUUUCGUUUGCAAAAUAUGCAAUCUAUCUUUUAAGCACCACCCCAGUCUCGCUCGUCAUUGCCAAAGCGUGCACCUGAUUUGAAUGCGGUAUCACUGCAGGAAGCGUGGAUUUCGUAUCGCAGAGAAACAAACCCUCGACGGACAUAUGUGCCAGCAUAAUACGUGUCAAUUAUGUGGAGAUUCAUUUAGAGAUGCAUUUCAACUCACGGCACAUCUCGUGAAGCAUAGUUAUGGGCAGCCGUAACAGUGUAAAUCGCCCGCGGCUUUUGCGUACUGCAGCGUGAGAGUGAAGCCAUGCAGGAAAACAAUGCUGACAUUCUUCGAUAAGAGUGAGAAACCAACUAAACGCAUCGUGUGCAGAGACCGGCUUCUUUUGAAAUUUAAAACGCCUUAGCGAAAUACACUAUGUAAAUGAUGCCAUCUCGUUUCUAGAAAUUACGAGGCAAGUGUUCGUUGCGAUAAAUAUUUUUUGUCGUUCAAUGUCGAGGUGCAGUGCAGGUUCUCGUCAGCACUCGCUGUGUGAAGAACAAUGUGUUCGCCAACGUAGCUUUAGCAAGCUCAUUUCGGGAUAAAUUCCGAUGGGCGGCAAGCAUGCGUUUCUUAAACUAGAAGGUUGAAAUACCGGCACAAAAUCUUUGACUAGUUGUUUAGUUAGGGAAACGAUGUGUGCAAACGUUUUCACAAUGUACUAGCAAACAACUUUUAUUGAGCCAUUACAAUAGUCAUUUUCGAUUGUGAAGGGAAGGCAUCAUAACUCAUUAGGAAGCCGCUAAAAAGAUUCUGUCUGAGGAAACUAUUUGAAAGAAUUGUGAACUCUAGAUUACAAAACUACUUAGAGGACAGUGAAAUCACUCCAAACACUACGUUUGGAUUCAGACUCAAGCUCUCAACUCAAGACAUCCUCCUACAGUUGAAGGAAGAAGUCCUAACAAAUAUACCAAGAUCGAGCGAACACGUUGUCAUGGCCAUCGACAUAAAGGGCGCUUUUGAUAACGUAAGCCACCAAGGAAUACUCGAUGGCCUGGCUGAA
Molecule: messenger RNA, 2391 nt
Organism: Dermacentor andersoni
Lineage: Eukaryota; Metazoa; Arthropoda; Arachnida; Ixodida; Ixodidae
Biological process (GO): regulation of transcription by RNA polymerase II
Molecular function (GO): DNA-binding transcription factor activity; RNA polymerase II cis-regulatory region sequence-specific DNA binding
Source: RefSeq, a predicted model, not a curated record